UUAAUGUUUUAUUUGUUUCCCGCUGCGUGACUUUUCUCUCCACAGUUAUGUUUCUGUAGCUGAUAAAUCUCUCCAGUGUGAGCAGAUGAUCAUCAGCACAGAGUAACAGAAUGUUCUGUAGAUUUACUGUGUGAUGACUGAUUGUACAUCCUUAACUAGCUUUCCUUUGUUUAUGAACAGACACAUAAACUGUGUUAUGUACAGAGUAACAGUUCUAUUAUGCACAAAACAUUUACACUUUAUUAUCCACAGCGAAAGAUCAAAGGGAAUCCACAGAGGAGAGAGGAGCGAGACGUCUGUGUUUAUCAGACUGAUAGAAAAUGGACAGAAGAUGAGAGAAUGAAAAUGGAGAAAUCUGCUUUAUGUGUUGAAUAUAACAUAGUUGACAAACAAAUCUUUACUGAAUAUAAAAAGAAGAUCAGAAAACUGGAAGAAAUUGAAAAGGAGCUAAAAAACACUAAACUGGAACUGGACAGGACGUCUAAAUCACUGCAGCAUAAAGACCAACAGCUGGAGGAUUAUAAAAGACAAAUAGAGAAUAAAGAUACAGAACUGAGAAACAGAGAGAAAAUCAUCGAGGAGAAAGACGCACAACUCAAAGAUACAAAUACAACACUAGAGAAGACGAGUAAAGAGCUAGAGGAGAGAGACAGAGCUCUACAUAAGAGAGAUCAACAACUGAAACUGAAAGACACACAGAUACAGGAGACACAAAUACAAGUGGAGGAAAAGGACAACAGACUUGUGGAGAAGGAGAAAGAAUUAAAUAAGAAAAAUGAAGAGCUGAAGAUUCUAAAAGAACGUUUAGAGACUAAUGAGAAGACUCUUUCUGAGAGAGACGCAGUGUUAAUGGAAACAAAUAAUAAACUUCAACAUGCUACUGAACAAGUUAAAGAGAAAAUCUCACAACUGGAGAAUAUGAACAAACUGCUGAGUGAGAAAGAAACACAGCUGAAGAACACAGAUAAAGAGCGGGAAACCAGUAAAAACAAACUGGAGACACUGGCAUGGCAGCUGCAGGAUGAGAAGAGACAACUAGAGGAGAUGAUGAUCAUACUGGAGCAACAAAAAACUGAGCUAAUGGAGAGAGACAAACAGCUUCAGGAGAAAGACAGACUUCUAGAGGAGAAAACAAAGCAACUGCAGGAACAGACAGAUCCAGAAUCAUCAGCCCCCAUCAGGAGAAGAAACAGCAAAGUGUUACCACCAAGUAUGAGUGGAGAGACUCAGGACUCAGCAGCACCAAUCAGGAAAAGAAACAGUAUGGAGGCAAAACGUCCUACAUUGGGCGGAGAAUCGUCUAGGCCACAUUCUCCAGUGUCGGUUCCUGUAGCAGAACUGAGGCUGGUGCUGCUGGGGAGGACGGGGUCUGGGAAGAGUGCAGCAGGAAACACCAUCCUGAGCAGAGAGGAGAGGAACCAGGCUGCUGCAUGUACAGCUACAUCUACAUCCACCCAGCAGAGUGAGAGCACACAGGGUGAGGUGGCUGGGAGGAAGGUGACUGUGGUGGACACUCCUGACUGGUUCUCUCCUGGACUCUCUCUGGAGAAGCUGAGACAGGAUGUGGGACUCUGUGUCCAUCUGUCUGCUCCAGGACCCCACACCUUCCUCCUGGUCAUACCUGUAAAGCAGCCUACAGGGGAGGAGAGAGGGAUGCUGGAGAAAAUGGAGGAGAUUUUUGGAGAGAGAUGUUGGAGAAACACCAUGAUCAUAUUCAGUGUUACUGAUUAUGUUCAGAAGAACCACAUUGAGGAGUUCAUCCAAUCAGGAAACCAGGAGGUCCAGAGACUUGUAGAGAAAUGUGGGGACAGGUUUUACUGUCUCAACAUUAAGGAGAGUGGAGAUGGUUCUCAGGUCUCAGACCUGCUGAACAAGAUAGAGAAGAUGGUGGAAGGAAGCAGAGAGAAAUUCUACAGCAGUGAGAUCUACCUGGAGACAGAAUCUCAGAUUAGAGCGAUGGAGACUAAGAUCCUAAAGGAAAGAGAAGAGAAAAGGAUGAGAGAAGAGAUGGAAGUGAAAGGAAAAAUAUAUAAGGAGGUGCAGGACUCUCUGAGAAAAAUGGAAGGAAUAAUCCAGGAGCAUGAAGGAGGCAUCAGACAACUGAAUGACCGAACAAGUGAACUGGAGAGAAAGAUGAAAGAAGAGAGAGAUGAAGAGAAAAAGAGAAACCUUGAGAUGGAGUUAAAACGAGAGGUAGAGCGAAGGACAGAAAUGGAAAAAAAGCACCAACAGAAGAUGGAGAAGAUCAGGGAGGUGUAUGAAGGAGAGGUCAGGAUGGAGACAGAGAGAAACCUUAUGAAGAUCAUCCUGCCUGAACUCCAGAGAAACAUUUUGGCCUCAAAAACAAAGAUGCAGGAAGAGUUCAGCAGACAGAUGGAGGAGAAGAACAGAGAGCUGGAGACUCUUAAACAGAAACAUUUAGAUCUCACAGAGACUCACAAUGUACUUGAAGAGGUUUAUGAGAAAACUGUGAGAAGCAGCUCAGAGUCAGAGAGAGCAGCGGUAACAGGAGAAGCAUCGAAGGGAAUUUCUCAGAAAUUUAAAGAAUUCUUUCACUGAAUAACAGAGUUUAUAAAGCCGCAGACACUCACCCAGUCAGAGACGAAUGUCCUAUUCUCACGGGACUAGUAUUACCUGGGGACCUCGUGUGAUUUGUAAUAAUUGCGGAGGUUGUCUGUGAUCUUAGUUUUGUGUGAAUCGGCCAUGUCUGUAAUUUGUAAAGUAGAAAUUCCUCCGCAAAUGACCUACCAUAUUUCAGCAAACACUGAGGUCCUGUGAUAAUAUUAGUCCCGUCUGAAUCAGCAUGUCUGUGAUUUGGCCAGAAUUUGUUUAAGUCGUCAAUCAGUUUUUCAAAGUUUUUGUUGUCUUGCGUGCCUUUUUAUUUUUUAUCAAUCUUCCGUGAAGAAUUGAGGCUGCGUUGGAGUGUUUUGAGAGGAUUUUAUCAGAUCACUAUAUACCAUACAACAAUACAACAGAAACCACUCUGCUGUUUAUAUCAUACAGUUAGACCUGUAAUGACAUUUCCAAACAAUACCCAAUUCAAAAUAGUGCAUAAUUAAGUGAGGAGGUUUACGUCAUAAUUCUCAAGUUAUUAGAUUUUAACCCGGUGAAAUGUGAAUGACACAGGGCACGAUAAC
Molecule: messenger RNA, 3137 nt
Organism: Clarias gariepinus (North African catfish)
Lineage: Eukaryota; Metazoa; Chordata; Actinopteri; Siluriformes; Clariidae
Product: centrosome-associated protein CEP250-like
Exons: 7
Coding region: 220-2559 (779 amino acids)
Molecular function (GO): GTP binding
Source: RefSeq, a predicted model, not a curated record